GAAUCAGGCGCUGGGUUAUUAUUACAUUAUCAAUUGCGUGUUGGAAGUCGUUUCGGAGACGUGUCCUGGUGAAUGAAAAAGUUUUCCAUGUAAAUGUCUUUUAUUUUUUUGACGUCUGGUCUCGUACAGCCCGGCUGACGUAAGGACGUCGUCAGUGGGUGACGCCGUGUCUCUUUGUUGGCUUAGCAGCGGCGACGUUUUGUUGUUAUUUUCGCUGCAACUGAAAAGCAGGCUCGGAUAAUUUUUGGGUUUAUCGUAUUGUUCCUCGAGCGACAUCCCACACACCGUAGAGCCUCUGGUGUGCGUGUCGCGGGUUGAUAACCACCCCAGGAAUGGACUCAGACGAGGGUUAUAACUAUGAAUACGACGACGAGGAGGAGGAAUGUAGCGAGGACAGCGCCGAAGAGGAGCCCGAGGACGACACCCUGGAGCUCGGAGAGGUGGAGUUGGUCGAUCCCGUGGUGGCCGGUGGGGAGCGGGACGAAUGCGGCGAGACAGGCGGAGGCAGCCACGGUCCCGGCGAGGAAGAAGAGGAGGACUACCGCUUUGAGGUUUUGACCGCCGAGCAGAUCCUCCAGCAUAUGGUGGAGUGUAUCAAGGAGGUCAACGAGGUCAUCCAGAAUCCUGCAACAAUAACACGGAUCCUUCUCAGUCACUUCAACUGGGAUAAAGAAAAGCUUAUGGAAAGGUAUUUUGAUGGUAACCUGGACAAGCUUUUCUCUGAGUGUCAUGUCAUUAACCCCAGUAAGAAGCCUCGGAUCCGUCCUCCAAUCAACACUAGAUCAUCGGCACAGGACAUGCCAUGUCAGAUCUGCUAUCUGAACUUCCCCAACUCUUAUUUUACAGGCCUGGAGUGUGGACACAAGUUCUGCAUGCAGUGCUGGGGAGAUUACCUGACCACCAAAAUCAUAGAAGAAGGAAUGGGACAGACCAUUUCUUGUCCCGCUCAUAGUUGUGACAUUUUGGUUGAUGACAACACAGUCAUGCGCCUCAUAACAGAUUCAAAAGUGAAGUUGAAGUACCAGCAUUUAAUUACAAAUAGUUUUGUAGAGUGCAAUCGACUGUUAAAGUGGUGCCCUGCGCCAGACUGCCAUCACGUUGUCAAAGUCCAGUACCCAGAUGCCAAACCAGUGAGGUGCAAGUGUGGUCGUCAGUUCUGUUUCAACUGUGGAGAGAAUUGGCACGAUCCUGUUAAGUGUAAGUGGCUGAGAAAAUGGAUUAAGAAAUGUGAUGAUGACAGUGAAACGUCAAACUGGAUUGCAGCAAAUACUAAGGAGUGUCCAAAAUGCCAUGUGACCAUUGAGAAAGAUGGUGGCUGCAAUCAUAUGGUUUGUCGGAACCAGAACUGCAAAGCUGAGUUCUGCUGGGUGUGCCUUGGUCCAUGGGAACCCCACGGCUCAGCCUGGUACAACUGCAAUCGCUACAAUGAAGAUGAUGCCAAGGCAGCCAGAGAUGCCCAAGAGCGCUCCAGGGCAGCCUUGCAGAGGUACCUAUUCUACUGCAACCGCUACAUGAACCACAUGCAGAGCCUGCGCUUUGAGCACAAGCUCUAUGCUCAGGUCAAGCAGAAGAUGGAGGAGAUGCAGCAGCACAACAUGUCCUGGAUUGAGGUGCAGUUUCUGAAGAAGGCUGUGGAUGUGCUGUGCCAGUGCCGCUCCACACUCAUGUUCACUUACGUCUUUGCCUUCUACCUCAAGAAGAACAACCAGUCCAUUAUUUUUGAGAACAACCAGGCAGACCUGGAAAAUGCCACUGAGGUGCUGUCUGGCUACCUAGAGCGGGACAUAUCCCAGGAUUCCUUGCAGGAUAUCAAGCAGAAAGUACAAGAUAAGUACAGAUACUGUGAGAGCAGGCGAAGAGUGCUGCUACAGCACGUGCAUGAAGGCUAUGAGAAGGACCUGUGGGAGUACAUUGAGGAUUGAGGACACGUCCCAAUGCAACGGACUCUUGAGUAUCUUGACAAACUAGAGCGCUGAUGCAAUUUAACAGGGCAGCACUGGCCUUCUGCCACCUUCCUUUGGCAAAACAACCACUUUUGCAUCAUUUUUCCUGGAUUUGUUUAACAAAAUCUUAAAAGUAAAUUAUAUUUAAAUAAAAGGUAGAGUAAUAAAAAGAAAGUGUACUACAGUAUUGUUAGCAACAGAGUGGAGUCUUGAGAAAGCAGAAAAUCCAUCUUAAACAAAUACAUCUUUUUGGCUUGUAUUGUAACACCUCCCCUGAACUAUCUUAUUUUCCUCUGUUUUUUGCUUGUGAAUCUUUUCUGUUUUGAUUUUGACUUUUGUUUUCCCAUUAGUGUGAAAAUGUUUUCAAUACAGCUUUAAUUGUCCUGGCCAUGUCUGCUAUAUGUGGUGAGAUCCUUGUCUGGGUGGCUGAAUGUUAAUAGGCUGAUUGCAAAGGGGCAAAGACAUUUCAGGGGGGUGGGGAGAAAAAAACAUCAUAGAACAAAAUAGCAAGUCUGUAUUUUUCAAUUUGUAAAUAGUCCUUAUGCAUGGAAGUUAAAGAGCAAGAGUGGCACGUGUUUGCAUAAUUUUGAAAUUUUGAAAUAUUUAUUCUUUACCAAUAUUGAUAAAGGUGUACUUGCCAUGUAGGUUGAGUCUGUGUGAUCCCUCCACAGUUUGUGGGGGUUUGGUUUUUGGCAAUAAGGCAUUCGCCAUAUCAUCCUCAGUCUCUUCCCAGCUGUGCACAAGUUACACCUUAUCAUUGGAUCUAAAUGGGGACUGAUAGAAAGAAUUUCUCUUAGUUGCCAAGCGAUCAGAUAAAGGAUUCAGUUUUACAGUGCAAAGGAAAGGUCGUACGCACCGGUUCCGUGCCCCUCUAUUCUAACCGUUUGCUGUACCCUCUUAGUUGUUGUUAGAGGUGUUUAACAUAUAAGAAGAUUACUAAUUAUUUGCAAGAGCCAAACUGAGUGACAUUCACUCUUCUUUUUUUUUUUUUUCUUUGUUUCUUUCUUUUUCUCUCCUCCCAACAUGGCUUGGAGUAGCCCUCUUAAAGCAAAGCUUGCACCUUGGGGAUUGAAGGAGGGUAAUAGAAUGCACUGACAGCACAGCUUUGUAGUGCUGCUAAUUGGGCUGGAUCACUGUCAAACAGGGUCAGGCAUUUGCAUUACUCUUGCAGGGAAGACUUGGACGGGAUGGGGCUGACGAUGGCCGCACCUCUUUGAAGCGAUCUCUCUCCUUGCAGUGAGACUGAACAUUGCUUUAAACAGAGCUACACAGAUGGACUUGCGUGAUUCUUUGGCAGAUGAGGAAUAUAGGGCAAACUUCUAAAGGUUGUAGGACUGUUUUAUAACGCUGAUAUGCUUUUGCAUUAAAGACUUUUUUUUUUUCGCACAUAGGUUGAGGAUUCGACAUUGAAAUGUCAGUGCCCCUCCAGGUUUUGCAUUGUGGUGGUUGCUCUGGUUGUCAAGCUCUAUGCUUGUGGAUGCUUGUUCAUGUCUCUGGAAUAUGGCAGUCUUCACAAGAUUGACUGGAGGGGGCAUGAAUACACAGGCACUGAUACAAGUCAGGAGAUGACACCAAAGUGUCAGCCAUCAUUAAAACACAUCCUUUGUCCCAGUUUCCGAUCUUUGGGGAAUUCUCUCCCAAAUGCUUCUUAUGUGUUAAAACUCAUUAUUUUAUCCUAGCAAAUUAUAAACUGUAUUGUUUAUUUGAAUAAAUGUCAUGAGAAAUCUCA
Molecule: messenger RNA, 3672 nt
Organism: Paralichthys olivaceus (Japanese flounder)
Lineage: Eukaryota; Metazoa; Chordata; Actinopteri; Pleuronectiformes; Paralichthyidae
Gene: arih1
Product: ariadne ubiquitin-conjugating enzyme E2 binding protein homolog 1 (Drosophila)
Biological process (GO): ubiquitin-dependent protein catabolic process; protein polyubiquitination; positive regulation of proteasomal ubiquitin-dependent protein catabolic process
Cellular component (GO): ubiquitin ligase complex; cytoplasm; nucleus
Molecular function (GO): ubiquitin conjugating enzyme binding; zinc ion binding; ubiquitin protein ligase activity
Source: RefSeq, a predicted model, not a curated record